Messenger RNA from Pogona vitticeps (central bearded dragon), 1810 nucleotides. It is a transcript of the gene GJB7, whose product is annotated as gap junction protein beta 7. Gene Ontology annotation, molecular function: gap junction channel activity. Gene Ontology annotation, cellular component: connexin complex. Gene Ontology annotation, biological process: cell-cell signaling. The record is from RefSeq and is a predicted model, not a curated record. NCBI's taxonomy places the organism in Eukaryota, Metazoa, Chordata, Lepidosauria, Squamata, Agamidae.
AGAAAUGAUCAGGUUACACCUGUUUAGGUUACAUACUGCCUAGGAAACCGCUGGAGCUCUUUCUCAAGACUAGGGGCCAUAAAACUCUGUUUCUGAGGAAAUUAAACAUUAAUUUUAAUGGUACCAGAAAAAAACUGCUGUGUUCUCUGACAACCAUCUGCUGCUGUACAGUACAGACAAAAGUGGUAGGAUCAAGACAGAAUGGUCAAAGAUUGACUGUCUACCUGGCAAAUAAACAAGUGGUAAUGAUAAUGGUGGUGGUGGGGAGAGAAGUAAGAACAGGAGUAAGAACAGCUGGCAGUAACAGUGUGCCUCACCCUUCGUGAAUUAGUUACAAUGAGCUGGGGACUUCUACGAGAUAUUCUAAGUGGAGUGAAUAAAUAUUCAACUGGAAUUGGCAGAAUCUGGCUGGCUAUUGUGUUCAUAUUCCGUCUGCUUGUCUAUGUUGUGGCAGCUGAACAUGUUUGGAAGGAUGAACAGAAGGAGUUUGAAUGUAACAUUAGGCAACCUGGCUGUGAAAAUGUAUGUUUUGAUCAUUUCUUCCCAGUUUCACAGAUCAGGCUUUGGGCCUUGCAACUGAUUAUGGUCUCCACGCCAUCACUUCUUGUUGUGCUCCAUGUUGCUUAUCGAGAGAGCAGGGAAAAGAGACACAGGACAAAGCUGUAUAAAGACCCAGGAAGUAUGGAUGGUGGAUUGCUCUGUACUUAUCUCAUCAGCCUUCUUUCCAAAACAGGAUUUGAAAUUGGUUUUCUCUUUUUGUUUUACAAGCUGUAUGGUGGAUUCAAUGUUCCCCGUCUUGUGAAAUGUGACAUGAGCCCAUGUCCCAAUACUGUUGAUUGCUAUAUAUCCAAACCCACAGAGAAGAAGGUCUUUUUGUAUAUUGUGGUGGUGACAUCAUCUUUAUGCAUAGUCUUAAAUGUCAUUGAGUUCAGCUAUUUGAUUUUCAAGUAUUCCAUCAAAUGCUGUUUGAGGAGUUACAUCAAGAAAGCUCGAGACUCCAAACAUGAUCACAAAAAGCUGAAUUCUAUAGAUAACAAUGGAUCAACAUCAUUUUUUGGCAAUGACUCAACCACUGUCUUCAGUUUCCAUGAAACAGACAAAACAAACAGACAAAACGAAACCCCUGCCCACCAGCCAAUAUGAAGAAUAAAAGGACACAAUAAAUGAAAUGCAUUUUAAUGACUUUAGAAAAUCUUAAGACAGCUUGAGGUUUUUAACCGUAGGCUGUGUGUUUGUAUUUCUCCAAACACAGGAAAUUAUUUAAAGUAUACCAUGUUUGAUUAACAAGGAUGUAAAAACUGAUGUUUCCCUUAAGCUGAUGUAUCAACAUUCAUGUUUAUGCUGAGCUUAUUAUACAGUUUAAAUACUUAAAAUAUUUUGACAUAAUUAAAAAACAAAUGUACUGUCCUGAAGAUGCUUCAGGCUAAUGAGAAGAGACAAGACAGUACCCUUUGAACCACCUUGCUACUGUUUGUCAUAAAAGGUGAGAAUCUUAUUUGCUACUUAUGAAGUAAGUACAAUGAUGUAAACUGCAGUGGCAAAUUGGCACUGGUAGAGAUGGGUAUGACUCAGUUUGUUCCACUUUGUACACAGGUGCUGUGUGGAAACUUCCCCCGCUCCAUUCCCAGCUGGCUGGCCCACUCACAAUUUGUUGUGUGCCGCUAGGGUCCUCCUUCUCUGGCUGUGCUCCAGUGUGAGCAGGAGCUUGGGAGUCCUCCUCCACUAAAUGGUUGGCUGCUGGAGGAGGCAGGAAAGGGCAGCCUGAGCUCCUGCCCAGACUGGAGUGCUGCCAGAAGAGGAGGACCCUGGC